AUAAUACCUGUACAAGGCCGUCUCAAUUUUUUGGAGGUCCUGUGUAGAUUAGUCAUAGUUUAAUCAUGAUAAAGUAAUUAGAGGUCCUGUUUAACCUCAUUUUAACCGUGGCAAAGAUUUAUGAGAUCCUAUUUAAUUAUGAUUUAACCGUAAAAAAUUUGAGACCUUGUGCGAUAGCCCGUCUGGCAUAUUCUCAAAGACAGUCCUGUACCGGUAUAUGGAAGUUUUUUACAAAUAUAUUGAGGAGACUUAGGAAGAAAAAGAAAGGUAUUAUUCUUUCUCCUAACUAAUAGGCUACAAAUUGAAUAUUCAAGUAUUAUUGGAGAAGGAUUGAAAGGAAUCAUAGGAAAGUUACAGAGAUGAGGUUUAUUAAUACUCAGGCACAAAGUCAAUGACUCAAAUUUAUGACACUCUCUUUGUCUCUGGAUAUUUCUAGAAUGGGGAGGAACUCUUCCUUGCAACUCAUUAUCUGCUUCAAUAUUGUUUUGUACUUGUUGGCAUGGUCAAGAGUGCAAACAAGCCACUCCUUAGUGCUAGAAAGAACUACUAUUAGGAGCAUAGGUGCUGUGCUUGAUUUGGCUUCCUUAAUGGGCAAGCAACAGAAGAUAGCAAUGGAUAUUGCAGUGGAAGAAUUCAACAUUGACCAAUUCAGCUCUUCCAAUAUUGAUUUGCAGAUAAAAGACUCGCAUGGAAACUCUGCUCAAGUCAUUGCAAGUGUUAUGGAACUCUCACAGAGCAACCAAGUGCAAGCGAUCAUAGGAACUAUUACACACAACGAAGCAACACUUGCAAGUGAAUUCAGAGACACCAUAAACACCAUUCCUAUCAUGUCUCUAACUUCAUUUUCAGCCAGACCAGAAUUACUAUCUCCUAGAUUGCCUAAUUUCAUCCAAGUAGGGGAUGAUAUUAACCUUCAUAUGCAAUGCAUAUCAGCAAUUGUAGGAGAAUUCGGAUGGAAAAAGGUGACAGUAAUUUAUGAACUUAAUAAUGACCUUUCGUCUGAUCCAGGGAUACUACUUAGCCUCUCUUAUUCUCUUAAACUUGUUGGUUGUGAAAUUGAUAACCAUUUAGCUUUCCCGUCUUUAUCAACUCUUUCAGACCCGAAAACUACAAUUGAAAAUGAGCUUAAUAAGCUGAAAAAGAAGAGUAAUAGGGUCUUCUUGAUUGUUCAUUCUUCUUUAGAGUUGGCUAACAUGCUUUGUGAGAAAGCAAAGCAAAUAGGUUUGAUGGAAAAAGGUUCUGUAUGGAUUAUCCCAAAUGAAGUUGCUGGUCUUCUUGAUUCGGUUAACUCUUCUGUUAUCUUCAACAUGCAAGGCGUUGUUGGAUUUAAAACACACUUCAUUGAAAAGAGUGAGGCUUUUAGAGAGUUUAAGUUCAAAUUCCAGAGAAAAUUUUCUCUCGAAUACCCUGAAGAAGAUAACAUAAAUCCAAGUAUUUUUGCACUUCAAGCGUAUGAUGCAACUAAGGCUAUUGCUAAGGCUGCAAACAAAUCAUCACAGGGAAAAUUCAGCCUCACAGAAUUCUCAAAAAUGACUUUUUUGUCCAAUAAAUUUGAAAGACUAAGUGGAAAAACAUUCUCGAAGAACGGACAAUUGUUGCAAUCACCAACUUUCAACAUAAUUAAUGUGAUUGGGAAAAGUUAUAGAGAAAUGGCAUCUUGGUCUCCAGCGCUUGGUUUUUCCAAACACAUUGUUAGCCAUAAUAAGGUAAUGGAGAUAAGGGCAAACAAUGAUGAUUCUGAUGGAGUUUUCAAAACAGUUUAUUGGCCGGGAGAAUUGCAAUCAGUUCCUAAGGGUCAUAAUAAUGAAGAAAGGUCGUUGAAAAUAGCAAUACCUUCAAAUGGUGCUUUUACUCAGUUUGUGAAUGUGGAAUAUGAUCAGGAAAACAAUGAACCUAAAGUCACUGGUUUCUCAGUCAGUGUCUUUAAAGCAGCUGUCAAACGUUUACCUUAUGUUUUAAAUUACACUUUUUUUCCCUUCAAUGGAUCGUAUGAUGAAAUGGUCGAUCAUGUCUACAAUAAGACAUUGGAUGCUGCAGUUGGCGAUACGUCAAUAGUGGCAUAUAGAUAUCAUUUAGUGGAAUUCUCACAGCCUUAUAUUGAAUCUGGCCUACACAUGGUGGUUACUGAACAACCAGCAAAAUCAAAAGAAACAUGGAUGUUUUUGGCUGCCUUUACAAAAGAGAUGUGGUUGAUGAUGACAGCUAUGCAUGUUUUUGUGGGAUUUGUUAUUUGGUUGAUAGAAAGGGAAGUAAAUGAAGAUCUAAGGGGAUUUGGGUCCAUGCUAUGGUUUUUAGUCACUGUACUAUUUUAUGCACACAGAGAACCAAUAAGAAGACCCUUAGCUCAAGUUGUACUGACACCAUGGUUAUUCGCUAUUUUCAUCGUGACAAAUAGUUUCACAGCAAGUUUGACAUCUAUAACUAUUUCACAAGUAAAGCCAUCUGUGUUAGAUAUACAGACCCUUAAAGAAAGAAAUUCCCCAAUUGGUUGUGACGGAAAUUCCUUUAUUAUCAAGUAUUUGACCGAAGUACUAAAUUUCAAGGCUGGGAAUAUAAGAAAAAUAAAUUCCAUGAGUGACUACCCUGCUGCCUUUGAUAACAAGGAAAUAGAAGCCGCCUUCUUCGUCGCGCCUCAUGCUAAAGUCUUUCUAGCAAAGUACUCGUGUAAGGGAUUUAUCAAAGCAGGGAAUACUUACAGGCUUGGUGGCUUUGGUUUUGUGUUUCCAAAAGGUUCAAGUCUUGCUGCCGACAUAUCAGAGGCAUUGCUGAGUAUGAUAGAGAGUGGAGAAACAGAACAACUAGAAAAAGAAAUGUUGAAUGGGAUAGAAAAUGAAGGCAAAGAAAAUUGUUCAGAUUUAGCGAGCAAGGGAAAAAAUAAUUCAUCGAUAGGCCUUCCGCCUUACCUUGGUCUGUUUUCGAUCUGUUCUACUGUCACUAUUCUUGGUUUGUCAUAUUACGUGAUUUGUUGGUUAGUGAAGAAUGUAGAAACUUUGGCAAGCCACGCAGUUUUAACAUUAACACAAUUAUGGAGAAUAUGGAGAUGGACAACCAAUAUUUUUGCUAGGUGCUGUUCAAAAAUGCAAUCAAGGACCAUGAGAAGAGUAGGCAGCUGCACAGAAACAAGAAAUGCAGAAGAGAAUGUCACUAAUAGCCAGCAAAUCCCAGUGGUGGUUGAGCUUGUUGAUACUGUACUGGCCGCUCAUGCUUCAUGAACUAUACAUUAUGUUCAUACUGCUGUAAAAAUUAGUUUAUUACUGCCAAAUAUUUUAAGAUUUUGGACACUCACUUUGCUUAGAUACUAUGACAGGUGCGGUUGAUGUUAUGUAAUGACUAAUGUGGUACAAAGAUAAAGAAGCAUUCGGAAAGAGUUAAAUCCAAUAUCUAUUAAAUUAUACCUAUCCUAUGUACACAAAGUUGCCCAACUAGGGCAAUGAAACAAAUAAUUUGUAUUGUGACACAAAAAUUGGAAGCAAAUUGAUAUGAGCGCCUUGAUGAUUUCAAACUAUGACAAACUUAAUUUCGUUCUCCACGUUUCUCCAACAACCUUUCUGGGUUGUGGAUUAUCCGGUCCUCUGUCCCUCUGUCCUGAUGUAAAGUAUAGCCAUCCAUCCCAAAAUCCAGCUAAUGUUGUUUUCACUCGGUAUGGAAGUUUUCCGAUCACUGACCAUUUCUGCAUUCAAUAAUAAAACAUUUCAGCUUACUUGAAAUGCCUAACUGUGAUCAUUUUUAACCGUGAACAAAAUGACACAUGUACAAUUUAUCAGGUCAGUAUGAACAACGGAAUGUCAUAAUAAACUACAAGACCCACAGAUAAGUCAGAAAUAUCUGUUAUAGAAUGGCUUAAGAGGUAUUAAAGGAUAAAAAGAAAUGCAUAACCAAAAUAUGUUUAGAGAAGAAGAGUACCUUAGAGUCUAAGUUAAAUUGGAAGACUUCUCCAACCAGCAUCAUCCUUUUCGUAACUGGGUGCUUUUCGGUUGUACCUCCAGUAAUAAUAAUUGAAUUGUUGACAAUUACCCAUGCACACUCUAUAUGGGAGUUUGGCU
Messenger RNA from Vicia villosa (hairy vetch), 4043 nucleotides. Its product is annotated as glutamate receptor 2.9-like. Gene Ontology annotation, molecular function: signaling receptor activity; ligand-gated monoatomic ion channel activity. The record is from RefSeq and is a predicted model, not a curated record. The coding region runs from base 405 to 3212 and encodes 935 amino acids. Gene Ontology annotation, cellular component: plasma membrane. The transcript is spliced from 5 exons. Lineage: Eukaryota; Viridiplantae; Streptophyta; Magnoliopsida; Fabales; Fabaceae.